Molecule: messenger RNA, 675 nt
Organism: Chanos chanos (milkfish)
Lineage: Eukaryota; Metazoa; Chordata; Actinopteri; Gonorynchiformes; Chanidae
Product: ras-related protein Rab-38
Exons: 3
Coding region: 4-675 (223 amino acids)
Biological process (GO): endosome to lysosome transport; phagosome-lysosome fusion
Cellular component (GO): Golgi apparatus; lysosome; trans-Golgi network
Molecular function (GO): GTPase activity; GTP binding
Source: RefSeq, a predicted model, not a curated record
ACCAUGCAGAAGGAACGCUUGCUCAAAGUUCUUGUCAUUGGAGACUUGGGUGUGGGGAAGACGUCAAUAAUCAAGCGCUAUGUUCAUCAAAUAUUUUCUCAACAUUAUCGCGCCACCAUCGGAGUGGACUUUGCACUUAAAGUUCUAAAUUGGGAUCAUCAGACGGUUGUGCGACUCCAGUUGUGGGAUAUUGCAGGGCAAGAACGCUAUGGUAACAUGACUCGUGUGUAUUACCGAGAGGCGGUGGGAGCCCUGGUGGUCUUCGAUAUGACUAGAGCUUCCACUUUCCAGGCUGUGCUCAAAUGGAAGGGGGAUCUUGACUCCAAGGUUGCCCUUGGCGACGGCAAACCCGUGCCCGCCGUUCUGCUGGCAAACAAGUGUGACCAGAGGAGACACGGACUGUGUUCCAAACUGCCAAAGUUAGAGACCUUCUCCAGAGACCAUGGCUUUAUUGGAUGGUAUGAGACAUCUGCCAAGGACAACACCAACAUUGACGCCGCUAUCAUGUGUCUGGUGGAGCACAUACUGGCAGGUGAUGCGGACAGGACUCCCAUGAACUCUGAUCCAAGUCUGCUCAUUCUCCCCGCUUUCGACUACAACCUCCAGGAGCGGAGCUCCCCAAUAUGUUCAUCCUGCACCAGACUCAAUCCCUACCACAGGGACAGCAGAGAAUAA